AUGGGGAAGGCUUACCCAGAGUUAUGCGCGUCAACACACGAAUGGGCAAAGAAAACAAAGGAACAAAUGUUACAUGAUACCUUUUUGGGAGCUAUUGACAACGCAAUGAGUCAAAAGAUAAAGAGCGACAGUAAACAUCGAGAUUUAAAGUUAACACAACUGUCUGAAGAACUAGGAAGAUCGGCUCGAGCUAGCUUGUCUGAAGAUUUGCUCGAGCCAGUUUAUAGAACAGCAUCGCCAAAAGUAAACCUCGAAGUAAACAAUUUCUAAACGACAGGGGAAGCGGACAAAAUAUCGUUCAAAAAGAUAAUCAGGGAAGCGAUAGCAGCCGCCCUAUCCAAAGGAAACGACGGAAGUCGGGAAACGGAUAACGAAACAAAACAGUAAGGUCGGGUUCGUUGGAAAGAGAAAUUUCCCGCCAAAACCUUGGAGUUGAAAAAACGGUAAGAAUCAGGGGUGUUUUCACUGACAGUCGCCUGAACAUUUUCGGAAAGUCUGUUCGUUUAAAGAUAUUUGUCAACGCUGCUGGCAAAAAGGCGAUUAUCAAAACGGGAUUCUGGUCGUGGACUCUUUGGGAAAAUUGGGUUAUCGUUGAACACAAGAGAAAAAUUGGCAACAAUAGAUGGGACCCAGCCCUCAUUACAACUGGAAGUAGUUGCGACAUACGAGUUGCGAAAAAUCGUGAUAUUAAGUCAUUUGAAAAAUUAUUUAUUUGGGGUAAAUUGCAAGAUAAGAAGGCAGAUUUUACUGGAGAUUCGAAUAUCGAAGGUACGGAACGUUUUCAUCAGAGAACAGGGCUUCUUACAGCCCCGAUAAAGAUUUCGGCAGAAAUUAUGAACGAUGAAAAUAAAAUCGCCAUAUGCGAACCUGAAUACUACUGA
Messenger RNA from Paramuricea clavata, 881 nucleotides. The record is from the annotation of a GenBank genome assembly. NCBI's taxonomy places the organism in Eukaryota, Metazoa, Cnidaria, Anthozoa, Malacalcyonacea, Plexauridae.